AUGUGCCAGGUUUUCCAUGGUCACUCACCGGAGAUCGCUGUUGUUAUUGCCCUCUAUUCAAUAUUCGGCUCCAUCGGUCAAGCCAUCGGCUUCGGGAUCUCUGGUGCUCUCUGGACCAACGACCUACCGACAGAGAUGUUCAAAGCUCUUCCCCAGGACGCCAAGAGUCAAACUGCAUCUCUUUACGGUGACAUGAAGCUCCAAAUGGCGGACCCCAUUGGUAUGACCAUCCGAGAUGCGGUUAUCCACGCCUAUGGAGUUGUUCAGCGAGAGGGUUAG
Fusarium sp. VM40 is the source of this 279-nucleotide messenger RNA. The record is from the annotation of a GenBank genome assembly. NCBI's taxonomy places the organism in Eukaryota, Fungi, Ascomycota, Sordariomycetes, Hypocreales, Nectriaceae.